Molecule: messenger RNA, 2775 nt
Organism: Ziziphus jujuba (common jujube)
Lineage: Eukaryota; Viridiplantae; Streptophyta; Magnoliopsida; Rosales; Rhamnaceae
Exons: 6
Coding region: 1-2775 (924 amino acids)
Source: RefSeq, a predicted model, not a curated record
AUGGAAAAAAAAUGGAUAUGGUGUCAUGAUAAGCUGUCAGAUGAAUACACAAAUGGUGUUAAAUCAUUUAUUGAAUUGGCUAAACAUCAUUUAGAUGAAGAUAAUAGGACUAGAUGUCCUUGUCGAUAUUGUCGGAAUGUGUAUUUCCAAGAUAUAAGUGUAGUUGGACGACAUUUAUGGGUGAAAGGAUUUUCACCAGAUUAUCACAAUUGGAUUUAUCAUGGAGAGGCAUUGAAUUUUCAAGGUAUUGAAAUGGGUUUUGAGGAAGAUGAUGAAGCUGUUGAACAUGAUAGGGAAGAAGAUGAUAAUGAUGAUAUGAUGGUAGCAUUGCAAGAUGCUACAGGUGACAUGGAUAUUGAUGUAGAUGCAUAUGAAGGUCAUAUUGGAGAUCAAGAUCAUAGAAAUAAAGAAUUUUCAGGAUUAUUUGCUGAAGUUGAAAGCGAGUUAUAUCCAGGGUGUACAAAGUUCUCUGCAUUGACUUUUUUGGUUAGGUUAAUGCAUAUAAAAGCUUUAAACCAUUGGAGUAACAAGUCAUUUAGUAUGUUGCUUGAACUUCUCAAGGAAGCAUUUCCAGAGGGUACUAAAUUGCCAAAGUCUUACUACAAGGCAAAAUGUACACUUCAUGCACUUGGAUUAGGAUAUGAAAUGAUUCAUGCUUGUAAAUGGGAUUGUGCAUUGUUUUGGAAAGAAUCAGCUAAAUUGGAUAAAUGUCCAAUAUGUGCUGAACCGAGAUACAAAUUUCAAGGUACUGAGGGGAAAAGGAUCCCUCAAAAGGUGCUUCGAUAUUUUCCUAUCUCUCCAAGAUUGCAAAGAUUAUUUACAUCUCGCCAUACUGCUAUUGAUAUGAGAUGGCACAAAGAGAAGCGUCCUAACACAAAUGGAGUAUUGAGGCAUCCAGCAGAUGGAGAAGCAUGGAAGCACUUUGAUGAACAAUAUCCGAUAUUUGCUAUGGAUCCUUGUAAUGUCCGGCUAGGUGCUGCCACUGAUGGAUUUAAUCCUUUUAGUAACAUGAGUACUUCAUAUAGCAUGUGGCCAGUGAUGUUAGUGCCUUAUAACCUGCCACCUUGGAAAUGCAUGAAAGAGACUUUUUCGAUGAUGUCACCAUUAAUACCAGGCCCAACGGCACCUGGAAAAGACAUUGAUGUGUACUUACUGCCUAUGAUUGAUGAAUUGAAAGAUCUAUGGACAAAUGGUGUCACCACUUAUGACAUCUCUAAAAAGGAGAGGUUUACAAUGCAUGCAGCAGUGUUGUGGACAAUACAUGACUUUCCAGCAUAUGGAACACUUUCUGGAUGGAGUACCAAAGGAUACAAAGCAUGUCCGACUUGUAAUGAAGAUACUUCUUCCCAAGCUUUAAGAAGUAAGAUUUGUUACAUGGGACAUUGUCGAUAUUUAUCCAUAAAUCAUGCAUGGAGAAAUAAUCGACAAUAUGAUGGAAAGCCUGAACGAAGGUUAGCUCCAAGGCAGUUUUCAGGAGCUGAAAUAUUACAACAGUUAGAUAGGACAAUUGAGAGCAGACCGGGGAAACAUCCUAACAAUGUGGAUAAAAAGAGAAAACGUGCUGCCUUUGGAACAAUGUUGGACAUCAAAGGUAAGUCGAAGGAUACUGACAAGGCACGUAUGGAUUUAAAGGAUCUGAAUAUUCGAAAAGAAUUGCAUUUACAAGAAACUGGCGGUAAAGUUUUGAAACCUUUGAAUUUGAACAUUAAGGAUGGUAAGAUAUCAGGUUUGAAAACUCAUGAUAGUCAUGUUCUUUUGCAACAACUUUUUCCCGUGGGUAUAAGACCUUACAUUAAGAAAGAGGUUUGUGGAACAAUUAUUGAAAUGUGCAUGUUCUUCCAAAAACUUUGUGCACGAACUCUAUCUGUUUCAGACUUGGAUAUGUUACAAGAGGGGAUAAUACUUACAUUGUGUAAAUUGGAAAGAACAUUCCCUCCAGCCUUUUUUGAUAUCAUGGUUCAUCUAGCAGUUCACCUACCAUAUGAGGCAAAAAUGGCAGGACCAGUACAUACUCGUUGGAUGUAUCCUUUUGAAAGAAAUAAAGCUCAUCCAGAAGGUUCAAUAGCAGAGGGUUAUGUUGUCAAUGAGGCAUUAACUUAUUGUUCAAUGUACCUUCAUGGUAUUGAAACUCGAUUCAAUCGGCCAGAACGUAAUAAAGAUGGUGAGAAUCAGAUUGCUUCGACUUUGUCAGUAUUCACUCAAGCUGUGAACUUGUUGGGGAAACCUCAAUUUGUUGAACUGAAAGAUGAUGAUUAUAAAAAAGCUCAUUGUGAGCACACCAAACUAUUGCAAAACAGGGGUGUCACGAGUAUUCUGCAGGUACAAGAAAAGGAAUUUCCACAAUGGUUUGAACAAAGGAUAAAAUAUUUAAGUAGAUGUAAAUAUCCAAUGGUAAUUGAUGAGUUGUACUCACUAGCAUGUGGUCCUGAUUAUGGAAUAAGAUCAUAUAGUGGAUGUGUAGUAAAUGGAGUUCGAUAUCGCACAAAAGUUCGUGAUGAUAGGCGUGUCACUCAAAAUUGUGGAAUUUGGGUUGUAGGUGAUCAUGAUGGUGAAUCUUGUGACUUUUAUGGGGUAAUAGAAGACAUUCUUGUGUUAGACUAUAGGUCCAAACACUCUGUUGUACUUUUUAGAUGUACAUGGUUUGACACAAAUGUGAAAAAGAAAAAGAAGAUCACAGAGUUUCAAAUCACAAGCAUUAAUGUCACUUCAUAUUGGUAUAAGAACGACCCUUUUGUCCUUGCCUCACAAGCUAAACAAGUGUUUUUACGUGGAUGA